UGCGGCUCCCCGGCUCUGCUAAGGAGAAAUUCCGCCCUCGCCUCUUUCAGCUCUUUCUCAGUUCCGGUUGGGUUCUGCGGUCCUCCUUCCUCCCAGUCAAAAGAUACGGGUGGAGAGUUGUGGCCUGGGACACCUGGUGUGAGCUUCCCCGACCCGUACAAAUACAAAUUUACCCAUCAUGUCAACAGAAUCGGUGGAGAUUGAUGAUGCUUUAUACAGUCGACAGAGGUACGUUCUUGGAGACACAGCAAUGCAGAAGAUGGCCAAGUCCCAUGUUUUCUUAAGUGGUAUGGGUGGUCUUGGUUUGGAAAUUGCAAAGAAUCUUGUUCUUGCAGGGAUUAAGGCACUUACAAUUCAUGAUACAGAAAAGUGUCAGGCAUGGGAUCUAGGAACCAAUUUCUUUCUCUGUGAAGAUGAUGUUGUUAAUAUGAGAAACAGGGCUGAAGCUGUACUUCAACAUAUUGCAGAACUAAAUCCAUACGUUCAUGUCACAUCAUCUUCUGUUCCUUUAAAUGAAACCACAGAUCUCUCCCUCUUAAAUAAAUACCAGUGUGUAGUAUUGACUGAAGUCAAACUUCCAUUGCAGAAGAAGAUCAAUGAUUUUUGCCGUUCUCAGUGCCCUCCAAUUAAGUUCAUCAGUGCAGAUAUACAUGGAGUCUGGUCACGGUUAUUUUGUGAUUUUGGUGAUGAAUUUGAAGUUUUAGAUACAACAGGAGAAGAACCAAAGGAAAUUUUCAUUUCAAACAUUACGCAAGGUAAUCCUGGCAUUGUUACUUGCCUUGAAAAUCAUCCUCACAAACUUCAGACAGGACAGUCCUUAACAUUUCGAGAAAUUAAUGGAAUGACAGACUUAAAUGGAUCUAUACGACAAAUAACCGUGGUAUCACCAUUUUCUUUUAGCAUUGGUGAUACUACAGAACUGGAACCUUAUUUACAUGGAGGCAUAGCUGUUCAAGUUAAGACUCCUAAAAUAUUUUGCUUUGAGCCAUUGGAAAGGCAGAUAAAACAUCCAAAGUUCCUUGUUGCGGAUUAUAGCAAACCUGAGGCACCUUUACAGAUUCACACAGCUAUGCUUGCCUUGGACCAGUUUCAGGAGAACUAUAGUCGCAAGCCAAAUAUUGGAUGCCAGCAAGAUUCAGAAGAGCUAAUGAAAUUAACAACAUGUGUAAGUGAAACCUUGGAAGAGAAGCCUGAAGUAAAUGCUGACAUUGUGCAUUGGCUCUCUUGGACAGCUCAAGGCUUUUUACCCCCACUUGCUGCUGCAGUAGGAGGUGUUGCAAGCCAAGAAGUAUUGAAAGCUGUGACAGGAAAGUUUUCUCCUUUGUGCCAGUGGUUAUUCAUUGAAGCAGCAGAUGUUAUCGAAUCCCUAGGGAAACCUGAACGUGAAGAUUUUCUCCCACGAGGAGAUAGAUAUGAUGCCUUACGAGCCUGCAUUGGAGACACAUUGUGCCAGAAGCUACAAAAUUUAAAUAUUUUCUUAGUAGGAUGUGGAGCCAUAGGCUGUGAAAUGUUAAAAAAUUUUGCUUUACUUGGUGUUGGCACAAGCAAAGAAAAGGGAAUGGUUACUGUUACAGAUCCUGACUUGAUAGAAAAAUCCAACUUGAAUAGACAGUUUCUGUUUCGUCCUCAUCACAUUCAGAAACCUAAAAGCUAUACUGCUGCUGAUGCAACCCUAAAAAUAAAUCCUCAAUUAAAGAUAGAUGCACACUUAAACAAAGUGUGCCCGGCCACUGAGGCUAUUUACAAUGAUGAUUUCUAUACUAAACAAGAUAUAAUUAUUACAGCAUUAGAUAAUGUGGAAGCCAGGAGAUAUGUAGACAGCCGCUGCUUGGCAAAUCUAAAACCCCUCUUAGAUUCUGGAACAAUGGGCACUAAAGGACACACUGAAGUUAUUGUACCUCACUUGACUGAAUCUUACAAUAGUCAUCGGGAUCCCCCAGAAGAGGAAAUACCAUUUUGUACACUAAAAUCCUUUCCAGCUGCUAUUGAACAUACUAUACAGUGGGCAAGAGAUAAGUUUGAAAGUUCAUUUUCCUACAAGCCUUCACUGUUUAACAAAUUUUGGCAAACCUAUUCAUCCGCAGAAGAAGUCUUACAGAAAAUACAAACUGGACACAGUUUGGAAGGGUGUUUUCAAGUUAUUAAGUUACUUAGCAGAAGACCUAGGAAUUGGUCCCAGUGUGUAGAAUUAGCAAGAUUAAAGUUCGAGAAAUAUUUUAACCAUAAGGCACUUCAGCUUCUUCACUGUUUCCCUUUGAACACACGAUUAAAAGAUGGUAGUUUAUUUUGGCAAUCACCAAAGAGGCCACCCUCGCCAAUAAAAUUUGAUUUAAAUGAACCUUUGCACCUCAGUUUCCUUCAGAAUGCUGCUAAAUUAUAUGCUACAGUCUACUGCAUUUCAUUUACAGCAGAGGACUUAUCAACAGAUGCUCUCUUGAAUAUUCUUUCCGAAGUAAAGAUUCAGGAAUUCAAGCCUUCCAACAAGGUUGUUCAGACAGAUGAAACUGCAAGGAAACCUGACCAUGUUCCUAUUAGCAGUGAAGAUGAGAGGAAUGCUAUUUUCCAACUAGAAAAGGCUAUUUCAUCCAGUAGAGCUACCACAAGUGAUCUUCAGAUGGCAGUGCUUUCAUUUGAAAAAGAUGAUGAUAGUAAUGGACACAUAGAUUUCAUCACAGCUGCAUCAAAUCUUCGUGCUAAAAUGUAUAGUAUCAAACCAGCUGAUCGUUUCAAAACAAAGCGCAUAGCUGGCAAAAUUAUACCUGCAAUAGCAACAUCCACCGCUGCAGUUUCUGGCUUGGUUGCAUUGGAGAUGAUCAAAGUAGCUGGUGGCUAUCCAUUUGAAGCUUACAAAAAUUGUUUCUUUAACUUAGCCAUUCCAAUUGUAGUAUUCACAGAGACAUCUGAAGUGAGAAAAACUGAAAUCAGAAAUGGAAUAUCAUUUACAAUUUGGGACAGAUGGAUUAUACAUGGAAAAGAAGAUUUUACCCUCUUGGAUUUCAUAAAUGCAGUCAAAGAGAAGUAUGGAAUUGAGCCAACAAUGGUGGUCCAAGGAGUCAAAAUGCUUUAUGUUCCUGUAAUGCCUGGACAUGCAAAAAGAUUGAAGUUAACAAUGCAUAAACUUGUGAAACCUUCUUCUGAAAAGAAAUACGUGGAUCUUACUAUUUCAUUUGCCCCAGACACUGAUGGAGAUGAAGAUUUGCCUGGACCUCCAGUAAGAUACUAUUUUAGUAACAACACUGAUUAAGAGACGUUAUCUGAAAAUUUCUCCAUGACUACUUGAUUUUAAAAAGUCUGUGUUUCAGAAACUGAAAAAAAAUCAAUUCAUAAUACCAUGGAUUUAUCUUUGAUGACGCCUUAAUUUAAGGGACGUAUCAGUAGAAAACUACCAUGAAGAAUAGUAAAACAUUUUCAUGCAUAGUAUACACUGUCUAAGUGCUUCCUAUGCAGAUAUGAUCACAAGCAACUUUGAACUGGAAUGCCAUUUUAUAAUGCUUACAACUGAUUUGUAUAUAAACUUGUCUGGGAGAAAAGAAGGAACAAAUAUGUACACAUAACCAGAAGAAAUAAAAGAUCAAGAAAUUGAAAAUAUCAAAUGCAACUAUCCAAAAAGUUGAAUCCCACCAUAAGAAUUUCUUUUUCAUUUAGUAUUUGAGGCCCAUUUAUCUAUAUAAAUAGUAUUUGGCUCCUUGCAUCUCUCAUGACUAGGCUUUGAAUUUAACACCAGCAGAAAGAGGAAGGACAGUAGUAGUAGAUGAAGAAUAGAUAUUUUAAAUUGUACAGUUACAGUUUACUGUUCUGAUACCUCUGUUGAUUUAGCCAGAAUUUGUUGUAUCACUGUCUCCUCAAAAUCUGAAUCUUUGUUGACAACAUCAGUGUUGUAAGCCAUGAGCAGGAGGUCAGAUAGCACAUGUUAACUCAGACUAAAUGUUAACAGUAUUAUAUGAAUUUUGACGGCCUUAGAGAAUCCGUGAAUGUGAACAAAUAAAUGUGGCUAAUCAUUUGAUUAUUCAGUAUGCUUUCUAAUGUGGCUAGUUUAUUUAUUUGGAACUCUAAACCUGAUUUCCAUAGUUCCUAAGACUAAAAGGUUUUGUAAAGGGAGAGUUCUCAGUAUACGAAAAGUAGAAAUCAAAAAAUCACCACUAGUUAAUUCUUGAUUUUUUUCCUUCCCACAACUUACGGACAGAAAAAAAUAAUAAUAUUUUAUUUUAAAGGGAAAAACAUUGUUUUAUUCUGCAUCCCCAGAAAGGGAGUUGAUAAAAAUAAAAAUUUAUUUUUUUAGAUCUUUAUCAAUAGAAAAUUUCUGUUUUCUGAUAUGAACUAUGAUAGAUAUUCAUAUAAAUGCUUUCAUUAAAAUGACAGUAAAGUAUAUUCAACACUGUAAACUCAUUGAUUACAGCAAGUGUUUCUCUUAUUUUUAAGACUAUCAUGCAUUCUAAAGCAAUUGGCAUUGUAUAACCAGAGGAAGUCAUUUCCCUCUAGAUGAUUUUUUUCACUCUCCUGUGCAGAGCAUUAGAAAGUACGUAAACUAAAACUAGGUUUACACCAGUCUUUCUCCAAUUUGAUCUCUUUUUAUAGUCUAGAUUUUAUUUACAAGUAGUUUAUAUUGUUUUGUCAAUCAGCUGUAUUGUUUCAUUCUUUUGUAAAAGAAAUACAGUUGGGAAAAUAAAUUUGAGAUUGGAAGGUGAAUUUGCAUGAUUAAAGGAUCAUUUGUGUGUUUGGAGGUAAAGAGAAAUGGACAAGACGAAUUUAAAGGAAACAACUAACUUUGAAACAAUAAUUUUUGUUUGUCGUAUCCUACCCUCUCCCAUUAUGCAUAGCACAAGUAUAAUCCUUAAAAUUGAAUCUCGGAAUAUCAUAUUCUCUUGUUUGGGACUAUAGACACUAGAAAUAAUAAAGCGACUUGUCUGUAAUAAACCUUUUCCCCACUUUUAUUUUGUGUUCUAUGACAGUAAUUUCUGUUUUUCAGGUAGCCAUUCAGUGAUCCCCAUAUUUGAUCUAAAUCUCCAUAUGUUCUCUGGAAAUAAAUUUAGAACUAUGCUGUCAGUUUUAUUUAUAGGGAGCAGUGCUUUAGCAGAUAUAAACAAAAUCAACCAAGUUUAGGUUCAUUUUGUGAUUAAACCUGAAACCAUUUUGUCAUUGCUUUCUUUUUCCUGUUGAUAACAGAUAUUACCAUUAAUUUCUCUAAUUCUACUAAGCUGGAAAGCCAGGGUGAGCUUAAUGACAAUUAUUAUUCUGUUUUGUUUUUUUCUGUACCAUGAGAUCACUGUUGGUGAUUGAUAUAUAAAAUGCAAAAAUUGAUUUUGUAUGGUACCACUGAAUAAUUUUUUACUUAUUAAAAAUAAAUUAAGAACUUUGACAAUAUCUUUUGUAAAUCCUGUUCCUUAGUUAACUCCAAAGAUUCUGAUUGUGCUAUUCAUUUUGUAUUUUUGCUAUGGUGUUUCCAAGCAAAAGUUCCAAGUUUUGCAACUAUGAAGGUAUAGAUAGUAUUCACUGUGUGUAGAGGGACAUUACUUCAAAGUGCUUUGGGCUACUGAAAUUCUACUGAAACAGUUGCGGGGGGGAAUGGUAGUAACCAAAUGAACUGUAGGUCUGGUAAAUUACAGACUUUGGGGGGGAUGUCCAAAGUCCAUUCCAUUUUAGAGUUCAAAGCGGUUAUGUUACUCAUAUGUUAAUAAGUUCCUCUAAAUUAAGUUCCUAAAAGUAUUGCUUAGAAAUAGUGAAGACAGUUUUGUAUCAUCGUCUUUAUAUUUUGUCUGUUAUUGCUCUCUCUGGUGGUACUAAUGACAAGGCAUAAAAAUGACAAUAGUGUUUAGAGUUAGUUUUCUAAUUAGUAAAAUGAAGAGAGAAAAUUGUUCUCUUGUGAUUUUGAGUAAAAUAUCUUGACCUAAUAAUUAUUUAGGUUUCUUGACCUGAAAAUUCUCAUCACCUAAUGAGUACUUUUAACAAAUAUGGAAACAGGAAGUAGAGAUGUUGGGGUUUGGCAUAAGUAAUCAGUGGCUAAUUUGUUCAUGUUUGUUUUGCUCUUAGCAUUUCCUACCUUUUUUUU
Molecule: messenger RNA, 6046 nt
Organism: Talpa occidentalis (Iberian mole)
Lineage: Eukaryota; Metazoa; Chordata; Mammalia; Eulipotyphla; Talpidae
Gene: UBA6
Product: ubiquitin like modifier activating enzyme 6
Exons: 33
Coding region: 179-3244 (1021 amino acids)
Biological process (GO): protein sumoylation
Cellular component (GO): cytoplasm; SUMO activating enzyme complex
Molecular function (GO): SUMO activating enzyme activity
Source: RefSeq, a predicted model, not a curated record